CAUAUACACUUAUAGUUAACUUCUUAUACUCCAUUGAAAAUGUACAGAGCAGCCCAACGUACCAUCAGAAGAAACGCCCACCACUACGCUCCUUCCAAAUACCUUAACGAAUCUGCUUUCCCAGCUGCCAAGGUAAACAAGGCUGCCGGUGAAGCCUUUGUCAAAGAGCAUGAAGCCAAGGUUGCCCACUCCAAGGGUAUCUCUGACUUGUGGAAGAAAUUAACUUUCUUUGUUGCCAUUCCAGCCAUUUUAUUGACUGCUAUUCCUGUCACCAAGGUCGAAUUGGAACACGCUGAACACAGAAAGCAUCAACGUCACAUGUCUGAUGAAGAAUGGCCUGUCCAAUAUGCUUACCAAAACUUGAGAACAAAGCCUUACUUCUGGGGUGACGGUGACAAGACCAUGUUCUGGAACUCCGAUGUCAACAGACACGUUCAAGAAUAAACAGAUUUGCUUUUCUCUUUUUAUACUGCAUUUGAACUUAUUGAAUAAGUAGCUUACAUAUUUGUUAUAUAUGAAUUAUACAUUUUAAGAAUU
Molecule: messenger RNA, 537 nt
Organism: Spathaspora passalidarum NRRL Y-27907
Lineage: Eukaryota; Fungi; Ascomycota; Pichiomycetes; Serinales; Debaryomycetaceae
Gene: COX13
Product: cytochrome c oxidase subunit VIa
Exons: 1
Coding region: 40-444 (134 amino acids)
Biological process (GO): mitochondrial electron transport, cytochrome c to oxygen
Cellular component (GO): mitochondrial inner membrane
Molecular function (GO): enzyme regulator activity
Source: RefSeq, a predicted model, not a curated record